UGAGGGGGGGAAAUUAAGGGAGGGGGGGAAGAUAAACACUGAACUAACUUGGAGACCUCCUUACAGUCUGAGCAACGCUCUGUGAUCUGUCCAGACAUGGUGAAGUGGUAGCAAUUUAUUUGGGGGGCUGCAGCCCACCCCCCUCCGCCUCCCGUCUUCUCUCUGCAACAGGACACAAAUGUUGGACCUUCACAGGGCUACCUGCAGGAAAAGGAUCACCGCCAGCCUAAGAACCGUGACGAAAUCUUGUCCUCCCACAAGCCAAGCUGCCUUUGACAUUAAAAGAAAAAAAGAAGAAAAAAUAGUCCCUGUCGUGACCAGAAAUGCUUACAAUAAAGCUGCCUCAGAUCUUCAGGAUCCACCAAGUACCUCGUAUCUUCUGGGAAGAUGGCAUCAUCUCCGGCUACCGUCACCCCAAAAGCUCCGCCUUGGACUGCAUCCUCAGCUCCUUCCAAAUGAACAAUGAAACCAUCAACAUUUGGACACAUUUUCUCCCCACCUGGGGGCUGCUAUUAGCCUUGUUCCAGGGGUCCACAGGCACUGGCACCGUGGAGAACCAUGUGGAGUCACUCCCCUUAACAGCAUGUGUUUGUCUGUUUAUAGGCUGCGCUUUCACGUAUGGAGCCUAUACAAUGCCCGACCGCUGGGUGAAUGGCCCUUUGCACCAUUACUUUGUCCCUGUGGCCGCCUUUAAUUCCUUUGUCUGCACAAGCCUCUCUUGUUACUCCCGAUUCCUGGAACUGGAGUGCCCGCCACUGAGCAAGAUCUUGAGGACAGUGGCCUUUGUCUACCCCUUCAUCUUUGAUAACAUACCGCUGUUCUACAGGCUGUUCUUCUGUUUUGGUGAAGACUGCCCUUGGAAUGACGCCAUAGCUGGUUAUUCCUAUCACCUUUUCUUCGCCCUCCUCACUGGCUUCCUCUUUGCAUCCCACCUGCCUGAACGCUUGGCUCCUGGUCGCUUCGAUUACAUAGGGCACAGCCACCAGCUGUUCCACAUCUGUGCGGUGGUCGGCACCCACUUCCAACUGGAAGCUGUCUUGUGUGACUUGCACUUGCGCCGGGACUGGCUGAGCACCCACGCGCCGGCGUCCACCUUCACGCACACGUUCGCCACCCUUAGCACCGCCCUGCUGGGGAACCUGGUUCUCAUCGCUUUCUUCACCGUCACCCUCUUCCGUUCCUCCGUCAGCACCACGAUCCUGCAGAGCACCCUCUCCGAGGUGGAGCGGCACAAGGACAAGUGA
Molecule: messenger RNA, 1244 nt
Organism: Gekko japonicus
Lineage: Eukaryota; Metazoa; Chordata; Lepidosauria; Squamata; Gekkonidae
Gene: PAQR6
Product: progestin and adipoQ receptor family member VI
Exons: 8
Coding region: 324-1244 (306 amino acids)
Cellular component (GO): membrane
Molecular function (GO): signaling receptor activity
Source: RefSeq, a predicted model, not a curated record